AUGGUGGUUAAUAGGAAAGACUCUUUCCAUGGCAUCACACUGGAUACAAAGAUCGGCUUUAAUUAUCCCACCGACUGGGAAAACUAUUCGUUGUUGUUUGGUAUGGCGGCGUCUUUGAACGAUGAUGCACUUGGUCAAGGUCGUGAUCUUACGAAGUUGGAAAACGCUAGUGCGGCCAAGAGGACGAAAGUCGUUAACCAUUCGUUAAAGUUGCAACGAAAUGACAGGCUGGAUGCCACCGUCGUGAUUUCACUGACCAUGCAAUGGUCAGUAACAAUAUCAGUCAAGUAUGUUUGCCAUGUCUGGUAGGGAAAAAAGGAAGUUUUUAUGGUUUUUUUAUUCUGGCGGGUAAGGAAGGGAUUCUUUAUGAUAUUAACUAAAUAAUUCUAUUAGUGUAAAUAUUUAGACCGUUCUCCCCCGUGAAGACUCUUCUAAUAGGAUCGGAGCUGGAGCUUGAAGAUAAAUAA
Bursaphelenchus okinawaensis is the source of this 467-nucleotide messenger RNA. Lineage: Eukaryota; Metazoa; Nematoda; Chromadorea; Rhabditida; Aphelenchoididae. The record is from the annotation of a GenBank genome assembly.